Mastomys coucha (southern multimammate mouse) is the source of this 192-nucleotide messenger RNA. Its product is annotated as beta-defensin 37-like. The transcript has 2 exons. NCBI's taxonomy places the organism in Eukaryota, Metazoa, Chordata, Mammalia, Rodentia, Muridae. Bases 1 to 192 code for a protein of 63 amino acids. Gene Ontology annotation, cellular component: extracellular region. Gene Ontology annotation, biological process: innate immune response in mucosa; defense response to Gram-positive bacterium; defense response to Gram-negative bacterium. The record is from RefSeq and is a predicted model, not a curated record. Gene Ontology annotation, molecular function: CCR6 chemokine receptor binding.
AUGAAGAUCACCUGCUUUUUGCUGCUGAUUCUCUCUCUAUCCAGCUUCCAGAUCAACCCAGUUGCUGUCCUUGACACAGUAACGUGUAUUGACAAUAAAGACACCUGUCACAUGAAGAACUGUCCACGCUUUCAUAAGGAAGUGGGCACCUGUUAUGAAGGAAGAGGCAAGUGUUGUCACAAAUGCUGCUGA